Thamnophis elegans (Western terrestrial garter snake) is the source of this 891-nucleotide messenger RNA. Its product is annotated as protein ARV1-like. Gene Ontology annotation, cellular component: cortical endoplasmic reticulum; Golgi apparatus. The transcript has 3 exons. NCBI's taxonomy places the organism in Eukaryota, Metazoa, Chordata, Lepidosauria, Squamata, Natricidae. Gene Ontology annotation, biological process: regulation of plasma membrane sterol distribution; sphingolipid metabolic process; sterol metabolic process. The coding region runs from base 1 to 891 and encodes 296 amino acids. The record is from RefSeq and is a predicted model, not a curated record.
AUGAGCGAUCAGUUUGGCACAACUGUGCACUGUACAAGCAAUGCCUUGACCAGAGUGCGGGAAUACCCAGCGACCAAUAAUGAUUCACGAUCUCAAAGGUCCUUUCAGCAGUUUCAAGAAGGCUUCACAGCCAUUUGCAGUAUUCAGGUGAUGCUAAAGGCACAGACAUCAAGGGAGUCUGCAUGUUAUCGGUGUAUUGAAUGCAGUACAAAAGCGACUGAGCUGUACAAGGAUUAUCAACGUGGUGUGUUGUGGAUCUCUAUCUGCGGUGAGUUAUGUGAAGAAAAAUCCUGCCAGAAGCCAGUGGACAAAUAUAUAGAAUAUGAUCCUGUCAUCAUCUUAAUUAAUGCUAUCUUAUGCAAAGCACAAGCAUACAGACAUAUCUUGUUCAAUACAAAAAUAAAUAUUCAUGGAAAGCUUUGCAUAUUUUGUUUGCUUUGCGAGGCUUAUCUCAGGUGGCUGCAGUUACAGGAUUCAAGUCAAAGUACUGAGCCUGAUGAUUUAAUUAGAUAUGCCAAAGAAUGGGAUUUCUAUCGAAUGUUUGGAAUAACAUCUUUGGAACAAACUGCCUUUUUGACUGGCAUCUUCACUGCUCUGUGGUUAAUCAAACCUGCUGUCCUGAAAACCAAGGCAGAUUUCAUAUUUCUUCUGAAAGCAUUGCUGUUAUCUAGCUAUGGAAAACUUCUUCUGAUUCCAGCAGUUAUUUGGGAGCAUGACUACACUCAUUUGUGUCUGAAGCUCAUUAAAGUGUUUGUGCUGAUGUCAAACUUUCAAGCAAUUAGAGUUACUUUGAAUACUAGCCGCAAACUGUGUCUGAUGGUCAUUUUGAAUGGAUUACUUUUCAAAAAUGGCAUCAUUUACUUGUUCCAGAAAAUAGGAUGGGAUGUCUGA